AUGGGAAAUAUCAAGGUUGUUGCAUCCCUUCGACAUUUAACACGUUUCACUAUUCUCUCUUAUAUUCGACGUGAUCAUAUUGAUCAAUUGCCAUUACCGAAAAUUACAAUUAAUUAUUUACUGGAAAAACAAUGUUACAUUGAAUCAUUAGAAGAUUUUGAAGAAGCAGUUCGUGAACGACCACCAUUGGAAUUUCGUUCACGUUCAGCAGCUAUGCUUGAUUUGAAUGCAAAUUUAACUUUACAAGAUUCCAAUAAUAAUAAUACUAAUGAUAAUCUCUCUUGUCAUAAUAGUAGCAAUAACCAUAGCAGUUCAACCAGUGAAAGAAGCUGUGAUAGUCUGGCUACCGUUAGACACAUCAAUAAUUAAUUCAUCAUGUCGGUUUUUGUUCCAUGUAUUCUUAUUCUUUCUUAUUCUUCUUCUUAUUAUUAUUACGUCAUACAAUUUUUAUCACAGUGAUUACACAACAAAAGAGACAAAUAUUGUUAUGGCCUAAAUGCUGUUACCCUCUCCCCCCACCAUCCGCCAACAUUAAUAGGUAAAUUUACUAAUCAUAAAAACAUCUUUUUUAUUGUUGUUGUUGUAACGGUGAUCUAAAUCAGAUGAACCAUCGAACUAGUUCAUUUUGUUCUAUUUGUCUGUUUGUCUGUAUCUCUCCCUCUCUCUCUCUCUCUCACACACACUACUCUUACGUCAACCAGUCUUGUUUCUAUAUAUAUAUAUAU
Schistosoma turkestanicum is the source of this 725-nucleotide messenger RNA. The record is from the annotation of a GenBank genome assembly. Lineage: Eukaryota; Metazoa; Platyhelminthes; Trematoda; Strigeidida; Schistosomatidae.